Messenger RNA from Manihot esculenta (cassava), 1160 nucleotides. RefSeq names its product NADH dehydrogenase [ubiquinone] iron-sulfur protein 8-B, mitochondrial. Bases 143 to 811 code for a protein of 222 amino acids. The record is from RefSeq and is a predicted model, not a curated record. The transcript is spliced from 8 exons. Gene Ontology annotation, biological process: mitochondrial electron transport, NADH to ubiquinone; mitochondrial respiratory chain complex I assembly. NCBI's taxonomy places the organism in Eukaryota, Viridiplantae, Streptophyta, Magnoliopsida, Malpighiales, Euphorbiaceae. Gene Ontology annotation, cellular component: membrane. Gene Ontology annotation, molecular function: 4 iron, 4 sulfur cluster binding; NADH dehydrogenase activity.
UCUUUUUUUUUUUAAUUAAGAAAAUAAAAAAAGAUCACUCCAUUUAUCAGGUGGUUUCGGAUUUUCAGUCGCUUCUCUUCGAAUCGCCAGCGAAGCAGAGGAAGAAUCCCCAGUCGUCCUUGCCGUUGUCAGUACCUCACCAAUGGCUGCGAUCUUAGCUCGCAAGUCUCUCUCCGCGCUUCGGGCUCGUCAGCUUGCUGUCUCUUUACAAGCAUUGCAGGGCUCAAACCAAUAUGCACUACAAUCUUGUGCACGCUUGUAUUCCACCAAAAAAGAUGAUGAAGAAAGGGAGCAGCUUGCAAAGGAGAUUUCCAAGGAUUGGAGUUCUGUUUUUGAAAGAAGCAUAAACACACUAUUUCUCACUGAAAUGGUUCGUGGUUUGAUGUUAACACUCAAGUAUUUCUUUGAGAGGAAAGUGACUAUCAAUUAUCCAUUUGAGAAAGGUCCUUUGAGCCCCCGGUUUCGUGGUGAGCACGCCCUUCGACGAUAUCCAACUGGAGAGGAACGUUGCAUUGCCUGCAAACUCUGUGAAGCUAUAUGCCCUGCACAAGCGAUAACAAUAGAGGCUGAGGAACGUGAAGAUGGAAGCCGUAGGACAACUAGGUAUGAUAUUGACAUGACAAAAUGCAUAUACUGUGGAUUCUGCCAAGAGGCAUGCCCCGUUGAUGCAAUUGUUGAGGGGCCUAACUUUGAAUUUGCAACAGAGACGCAUGAGGAGCUUCUGUAUGACAAGGAGAAGCUACUUGACAAUGGGGACCGAUGGGAAACUGAGAUUGCAGAGAACCUGAGAUCUGAGAGUCUCUAUCGCUGAUGCUUUGCCAGUGGACACUCAAAAUUUUCAAGUGAAAAUAAAAGAUCUGUGUACAGGUCUUGAAUACUUGUAUUGAAAUUUUUUUGUGAUUCAGUAAUGGUUCUUUUUCAUUGAAUCUGCUGUUGCUGCUACGUGUUAAAGAUCGAAAAGAGAUGGAUAAAGAACUCCAAUGUUACCGACGUUUCCGUCUCUAGAAUUUUUAGUUUGAUGAUAAUGCACGAGUAGCUUCAAACUUGUUUGAAUUGGACCUGAUUGUUGGUCAUUGGGCUCUGAUCUGUGUAGCUGAAUGUUUCUGAUUUCAACCGAGACAGUAAAUGGGGAAUGCUUAGUUUGUUCCUUACUCUUUUAA